AUGGUGAUCCCCGCCAACCUCGAUUCCUUCAGCCACAACGACCGACCCAAUUCCAAAAUGCCUCCCGAAACCGGCGAAUCACUUGAUCAACUCGGCCCUUUGUGCAAGGAGAGACACGCAAGGCUGAUGAAAUAUUACGAAGAGAAGGGGCCCGCUCUCGGAGAUCUUUGGGCUACUCUCGAUAGAGAGACAAGAAGACACCUUAUCGAGGCCCUGAAGUGGAGAGAACCCCUCCCAAGACAUCAGCGUGACGUCUCCUCCGAAUGGUACUUCGGAAUCACACCAGAACUCAACAUUCGAGGGCUGACUGAGCCAACCAAGAACCUCUUGUUCGACAUUAUCAAGGUGCGUGCGACAAGUUCCCUGGUGCACCAACUCCAAGACCGCUGUGGACCUACAACGGGGGGAGACGUCCUGUUCAUUGAACAAUGGAUGGAGCGGAUGGAUUGUGAUAUGGAGGGGCUGCAUGAUGAAGGACCCCUCUCAUACGACCAGGAUCAAUACCUCUCCUUCACGGAAGACUCUUAUGGGGAGAUAUGCGACCAGGAGCCAAGCGCACAACUCGACAGUCAAUCGACUAGGCGAUGUUCCUUGCCUAUGGGGGUUGGCAUAUAUGCCAUGUACCGCCAGCACGUGAUACUGUCGUUCCUUUACACAAUGCUUCGCGUCCUCAUCGAUAACGAGGAACUAAUCCGGAAAGGAAUUAAGCUUUGUGUCUUAGGACAACCCCAGCUCCGCGUAGAGGACACCAGUGACCCAGAGCUGGCCCUUCUCCAACAAGUUUCAAUGCAAAGAUAUUACUGGGAAACCAUCAGGACGAAGCACCUUACUGAACCGGAGUUCCUGCUUUCGGAGGCGCAAGGCUCCGCUGCAACCGAUCCAGUGCUUGUUCCGGAUAAGCAUGGCAUGAGCGUUUUCAGCCGAUCCUCUGUGGUCGGGACUGCAAUCUGGAACACGCUCUGUCGAACACUUGCGGCGGAACUGGUAUGGACCUAUACGGAAAGGAUGCUCGUACUGAUACUCCUAUCAAGAGAUGACGCAAAGGCCUUUCACGCGGUACUUUGCCAAGAGCUAUCCAACGUCGUGGGGCUGCAUCUCUCUACUGCCAGGGACUAUUUCAGGAGGCAAGUUAUGUUCCACAUUGCUUCUGGCCACUUCACACGAGUCGAGAGCACAGUGAAGGGCGGGGUGGACCGCAUCGUGAUAAGGGGAGAUCCCGAAGAGCUGAUCAGAAAAGAUGCUCAACUCCACUAUAUUCUUCGCCUCUGCCAGCCGGAAACACAUCCAGACGAUGUUUACGACAUUUUGCAUAAGCUUAAUACUCUUCAUGACCAGUACCCGGCCGAAAAAGAGAGGAUGUGCUGGGAGGAGUAUAGCGCCCUGAAAGGGCUCGGAGAGGCGAUCGCUCUGUACCGAGAGGCUGUGCGGCAUAUUCCCGUGUCUCAGAGGAAAGGUCAGAGGCUACUAGGCAGGUGGAAGGUGCUCCAGAAAAAGCUGUGUGAAGUCCAAGCUGAUCUCGACCUCAGUGAGGAGCGUUGCUGGCCCAUUCAGGAGCUUCGAGCCAACGACAAAGCCAGGACUGUCGUCGAGAAAGUCAACGACUUCGUCAAAGACAGAACCGGAAAGGCUAUGCGGCAGCUUUACAAGGACGUGUUCCUGGAAGCGAUGCAAGACGUAUUGCAGACCAAGAAGCAGCUUGAUGAAAAGGCCAAACAAGCUGCCCAGGGAGGUUUGUCCGCUCCCCGCUUUCAGGAGCCGCACCCGGAGCCGCAGGAGCCAUUGAAGAAAAAGAAGAACAAGAAGAAGAAAAAGAACAAGACACGGCCAACCCCAACCUGGAUGGACGAAAUCGGCGACCUUUUUGGCGAUCUCGACUUGGGGAAUGAGCACGACGCACCCGACGCCCACGGCGAGCCUGCCGGACCGAGCGACGCACCAGCCCGGCGCCUACAGGUUUCGUCCGCGGGAGCCCGGGUGUUCCAAACCCUGUUCGAGAAGUCCUCCCGGCCAAGAGGGUCUCUUUCCUGGACAUCGUUCGAGUCAGCUAUGGUCGAUAUGGGCUUUGGCGUCAAGCCCGCUGGCGGAUCGGCAUUCACCUUCACACCUCCGAGGAGCAUGGGCCCUGCGAAAUUGUUUACAAUCCACCGGCCGCACAGCACCAGCUUCGAAGGAUCCCGUGUCAUCCAUGUCGCUUCCCGGCUCAAGACGCAGUACGGGUGGGGACAGGACACGUUUGACGAGGUCUGA
This is a messenger RNA of Thyridium curvatum, 2247 nucleotides long. RefSeq lists its product as uncharacterized. The coding region runs from base 1 to 2247 and encodes 748 amino acids. The transcript has a single exon. The record is from RefSeq and is a predicted model, not a curated record. Lineage: Eukaryota; Fungi; Ascomycota; Sordariomycetes; Thyridiales; Thyridiaceae.